Messenger RNA from Pungitius pungitius (ninespine stickleback), 6431 nucleotides. It is a transcript of the gene nr3c1, whose product is annotated as nuclear receptor subfamily 3, group C, member 1 (glucocorticoid receptor). Gene Ontology annotation, molecular function: zinc ion binding; steroid binding; estrogen response element binding. Lineage: Eukaryota; Metazoa; Chordata; Actinopteri; Perciformes; Gasterosteidae. Gene Ontology annotation, biological process: nuclear receptor-mediated glucocorticoid signaling pathway; regulation of transcription by RNA polymerase II. Gene Ontology annotation, cellular component: chromatin; nucleus. The transcript has 9 exons. Bases 345 to 2669 code for a protein of 774 amino acids. The record is from RefSeq and is a predicted model, not a curated record.
UGGGGUUGAGUCGCUCAGAUCUCCAUUUUGUCUGUUUUUCUUGGAGGUUAGCGCCUACUUUUCUAAUGGCUAGCUGCGGACUCUCCGCAGCUCGCUCAGUCCAGCCCAGUUUGCGUGACAAUUAACGGCGAGAUCGCACCGUGAGAUUGAAAAAAAAAAAACUCGCACAAGUAAACACACCCAACGUGACGUGUUGACUCGUUUGAUCAAGUCACGCAGCGAGACGCCGCAGCAGGAAGCGUCUGAAGGCAGCAAACAUUGAGUCAGCGGUGCCACUUGGGUCAAACCAAAACAAUGUUGACAGAAGACCCGCGGACACGUACCAGCAAUCGCUCAUUUGAACGAUGGACAAUGGUGGCGUGAAGAAGAUAACGUAUAGAAGAGAUGAUCAUCUGAGCAAAUUGGUCUACACUGAAAGCCCUGAGAAUGGAGGUCUGUUGAAAGUGGCUCCGCACAGUGCCAUGUCCAUCACUUCCGCCACCUCUCUCCUUCUUCCAUCCAGCCCUUUGAUGCAGCCAGGACAGGUGCCUUACGGCCUCAGCAACAGCCCCCUUCCAGAGGAGCUCACCUCCGCCACUGGCGCCGUAGGCCCCUUGUUGGAAGACCAAGAGUCGUAUCUGAGCAGGGACCAGAAGCUCCGUCAGCAGCAGCAGCAGUUGUUCCAGACACAAACCUCUCCCUCCUACGGCCGCCAAACUUUGAGGGAGAACUUCCCCCAGUUGGAGGCGAGCACAGCAGACAUCUCACAGUCCUGCAUGGAUUCACUUAUUGGGGGAUCUGAUCCCAAUUUCUUUCACACGAAAACGGAGGAUUUCUCCAUGGAUACGGGUGAGCAAGACCACAUUGACCUUGAUAAUGCCUUCGAUCACAUUGGGAAAGACAUGGACGUGAACCAGAAAUUUUUGAUUGACAAUUCUAUAGACCUGCUCCAAGACAUUGAGCUCAGCGGGUCCCCCUCAUAUUUUUAUGUAGGGGACGAUGCCUUCCUUUCCACUCUGACAGAUGAUUCCCUGCUCGGGGACGUAGGCUCAGAGAGGGACAUGAAGCCUGUCGUUGAGAGCAUCAACAGCACCGUGUCUCUCAGCGGCAGCAAUGUGUCAAGUCCAAAACUGUCCAGUGCCACCCAAUGCCCAUCGGCCUCCUUAAUCCCCACAACCCCUCUGUCUGCUCUGGUGAAGAAAGAGAAAGACGUCGGCUUCAUUCAGCUGUGCACCCAAGGUGUGAUCAAACAGGAGAGGACGUCUGCGGGCCAGAGUUACUGUCAAUUGAGCGGCACCUCCACCACCGACAUGCCCAGCUCCAGCUCCAUCUCCAUCUGUGGCGUCAGCACCUCCGGGGGACAGAGCUACCACUUUGGGGUGAACCCGAGCAGCGGUGAAGCUCCGCAGCACACGGAGCACAAGCCGGUGUCCAGCCUGUCUACCAUCGGCAGGGCCUGGAGCCGCACCCAAGACGUCGGGAACAGCUCUGCGAUGCUCCGCGCCAGUGAGGCUUUCUCCUGCUCGCCGUCUUACCCCACCAGCUGUGCCAGUUCUGCCUCCAAAAGGGAAGUGGUCACCGCCGCUUCCUCAACACCGGGGAAGAGCGGGACUCGUAAGAUCUGCCUGGUGUGCUCUGACGAGGCUUCAGGCUGCCACUACGGCGUUCUCACCUGCGGCAGCUGCAAGGUGUUCUUCAAGAGAGCAGUGGAAGGGCAGCAUAAUUACCUGUGUGCCGGGAGAAACGACUGCAUAAUAGACAAGAUCAGGAGGAAGAACUGCCCGGCCUGCCGCUUCCGCAAGUGUCGGAUGGCGGGCAUGAACCUGGAAGCGCGAAAAACCAAGAAGCUGAACCGCUUAAAGCCGAACAACCCCCCCGAGCGGACUCCUUCUCCGCCAGUGGAGGCGCGCUCCCUCCUACCCAAGUGCAUGCCUCAGCUCAUUCCCACCAUGCUGUCCCUGCUGAAGGCCAUCGAGCCGGACACCAUCUACGCCGGCUACGACAGCACCCUGCCGGACACCUCCACCCGCCUCAUGACCACCCUCAACAGGCUGGGCGGGCGGCAGGUCAUCUCUGCCGUCAAGUGGGCCAAAGCUCUGCCAGGUUUUAGGAACCUGCACCUGGACGACCAGAUGACUCUGCUCCAGUACUCCUGGCUCUUCCUCAUGUCCUUCGGCCUGGGCUGGAGAUCAUUCCAGCAGUGCAACGGCCACAUGCUCUGCUUUGCACCAGACCUCGUCAUCAACGACGAGCGGAUGAAGCUGCCCUACAUGGCGGACCAGUGCGAGCAGAUGCUGAAGAUUUCCAGCGAGUUCGUCCGGCUCCAGGUUUCCCACGACGAGUAUUUGUGCAUGAAGGUCCUGCUGCUGCUCAGCACAGUGCCAAAGGACGGCCUGAAGAGCCAGGCGGUGUUCGACGAUAUCCGCAUGUCGUACAUUAAGGAGCUGGGAAAAGCCAUCGUGAAGCGCGAGGAGAACUCCAGCCAGAACUGGCAGCGUUUCUAUCAGCUGACCAAGCUGCUGGACUCCAUGCAUGAGAUGGUCGGCGGACUGCUCAGCUUCUGCUUCUACACCUUCGUGAACAAGUCCCUGAGCGUGGAGUUCCCCGAGAUGCUGGCGGAGAUCAUCAGCAACCAGUUACCAAAAUUCAAGGCCGGGAGCGUGAAGCCUCUGCUCUUCCACCAGAGAUGAUCGUGCCCCGUAACACAGACACGAUGCCUUAAAAUCCCUCCACCUCACCAAUCCCCCCCCCCCACCCUAACCCCCCCCCCCCCCUCCCCUUCCUCCUCGACGAUGAAAGGAGAGCAGGAGUGCAGGAUGUCUGUGAGAGCGAGUGAGCAGCUCUGUGCCAUGGCUGUCGGGAGUCGAGUAGGAAGCGUUUGUGAGAUAAACGAUAGUCGUAAAGAGAUAUAGGCUAACAUCCAUGUGGUCUCAGGUUUCUUACCUUCAAAUCCAGAACAAUAUCUAAAAUAGAUAAACAGAUAUAUAUAUAUAUAUAUAUAUACAUAUAUAAAUGUACAGGUUCUGAUAGCAUUUUCUACAUUUUCAAAUUGUAACAGUUUAUAUAAAUUUCCAGGUUGACGGUAACGAGCUUACUUCAUAUGACGCGCUCUUGGUAGGCUUUCAGACUGUACGUCGCUCAUUUAGUUUUUAUAGCAGGUUUUAACAGAAGGUGUUCUCUAAUACAGUGGGGGGGGAGGGGGCUCUUCCGUAAAUCCAAACAAUAUAGUUGAUUUACUGUUGGCCGUGCGUCGUUUGAAGGACGGUUCCUCACAAGCUUACCUCUCGCAGGUUCACCCGAGUCGGUCAGAAAAGGGAAAAGAAUGUGCCUUUUUUGCGUCACAUCUCAUCUAAACCCCCCCCUGUUCGAGGCGUGCUCUCUUAGACCCACCGUGGUAUACCUUCAUCGUGUGUUGAUUGUACUUUUUAUGUCACAUGCAGUCACCCCUCUUCUUCUUUUUCCUUUUGGUACAAUGGCCGUGUUGAUCAGUAGAAGCAGCAGCUCGGCCCGACCUUGGUGUGGAUGCGAUAUCCACACACUCAACUCCUUAAUGGCGAUUAGAGCACUUUGUACCCUGCCAACGGCUUUAAAGGACUGUGAGGAAAGACUGUUAUGCUGUACAGUCUUUUAUUAAUUAGCUGUAGAUCGGAGCUUUUCUAUAGGAAAUAGCCGGCUUGAUCAUUUUUUUCAGUUCCUACUCAUGCCCCAAAUAGCCUAAUAAUGGAAUGACAGAAUGAUAUGUUAGAUACCCGCGUCUACCAAUCAGAAGAGAGGGCAUGUUUUGUUUGCGAGGUUAUGUCAUAUUUUGUUCAUCCGGGAGACUCGUUUCUGUUUUUAAGCAUUGCUCAAAUUGUUUGGAAAAUAUCGUUUUUUUUUUUUUGCUUUUGUUAAACUGACCAACAUGCAAUCGUGAUUCUGCCACCGAUAACCCUUUUACAGUAUGUUCACGCUCGCAAUCAGCAUGUGGCUUUAGAUUUAAAGCGCUCGCAUUGUUACUUUGCUAUUUUCUGUGAUAUAUAUUUGUUUACUGCCAGGAAUAGAGAUACCAUUCAAAUGUUUGGGUAAAUACGAAGCUGUAGUCCGCAGCCGGUUGGUUUAACUUGAAUCAGCAUAAAGACUUGAACUGGAAGCUCAGCGGCACCAUGAAGCCUCUGCAGCACACAUUAUAUCCAGCUGGUUUAAUCUGUACAAGAAAACGGAAACAACUCGCCUUGAAAUGAAGUGGUGGAGGAUUUUUAGUGCCGGUGCUUUCUGGAGAUUUAGCUGGUUGCCUGGCAACGGGUCCAGAUGUAUGCGAUCUGUUAAAGCAGAAACUGACCUGUGUUGCCGAGCGGAACAGCGAUUUCGUAACCCUUAGUGUAAGCGAGACCAGUCGGUUCCCCUGUUUUUUGGUCUGUAAGUUGAGCUAAGCUAACCGGCUCCUGGCUGCAGCUUCCUGUUCAGCGAACACUAACGAGACGUUUCCCUACUUGUCUCAACUAUCCCUUUCAAUAUGAACAAUAUAGAUGAAAGACGGCUCGUGUAUAUAGCUUUUUGGAUCAUGCUGAUUUUUUUUUUUUUACCCAAUAAACCUCCCACCGCUGCUGAUAACCUUUGACCGCUCCCUUUUAAGCCUUCUGCUGUUGUAGCGCCCCGUCUGCACCUUGUCUGUAGCACAUUUACAUGUCUGUCUGUUCGCUUUAGCUAGUCGAGCCCCAAUGUUUGAAAGAACUUGUCAGCAGUCUCCUCAUGGAGUCAUGUCCCUGUGAAAGUGUAAUGUCACUGACUAUGGAGGCAGGCCAAAUGGAUCCUUUUAUUCUCUGGGAACUAUUUCAGUGCCAAACUCCAGUUUUGUCUGUUUUCAGGGAGGCUGAAAGUCUGAUCGGUGUUUGCAUCAGUAGAGGGAAACUAGUUCAAGUAUUAAAGCUUAUGAAUUUGUCAAAUGAUCUGAGCUUCAGUCCGCUGGAUAGAAGUCAUCACUAAUGAGCGCUAUUCACACAGCAUCCCUUCUGCGUGUUGUGUGGAUUUGAAAUGUGCUGCAACAUUUUCAUCAGUCAGCUCAGUUUGUCAUGAUGCAUGUGUUUAACGCACAAUAUAAUCCAGGUUUUGAUAUGAAUGUUAACUAAUUUAAUAAAAGUAAAAAUGCUUUUGACAGAUUCAAGCAGAUUAACGAGGAUGCCCUGCCGAUUUAAAAUCAUUGGAUAAAGUGUGAUAACAAAGUUAACUCGUACGGAAAAUGUCUUGCUCUUAGUAAACUACCCCAACUUCAAAUAUAAAAGCAUUUUGAAGCGUUUCCCACGUUUAGGUCAUUGAAAUGGAACCAUUGAAUGUCUGAUUCCCACAGUACGUGCUUGUCCGUGUAAAGUCGUUUAAUGUCCCGAAGAACCAAAAAACGGUCAGUUUGGAUCCCCGCAGUGUGUGUGUGUGCUUCUGUGCUUCUGGUGUAUUUCUCCACCAAGAUUAGGACCUUUCUAUUAACGUCUCAUAGUUACCCAGGCUCAGAAAAAAAGAUUUCGUUUGUUGCCGAUGUUCAUUCAAAAUAGUAGAAAAGCAUCCUCAUUAACUGCAUAGAGGUUGUCCAUGGGUUACUUUCACAUUCAGUGUAUACAAAUCUCUGCUGCUGUUUAUUUCAACAGGUGUUUAUAUUUAUAUAUAUAUAUAUAUAUAUACACACACACUUGCACACUUGCCUCUUCUUACUCAAAAGUGGAUCUGCUUACUUACUAUUUUUGAGGGGGACGUCUGAAUAUGCAAUAGAAACGACAGGUGAUCUGUCACCAUCACAUAACCACAUGUGGUCGCUUCUCUUUUUCCAGUAUAAGCUAUUUUUCCUUCAGGAGAUUCACAUUUAACAUAUCUGCAGGCCAGAAUUUCAGGUAAACUUAGUAGUCAGUCUCGACCGACUGCACACAAAAAGCCUAUUUUAUGUUUGACUACAAGGUGACCAAAGCAAGCACAGGCAAAUUUAACGUGUCGGUGUAAACUAAGUAGCUCCUAGAAGACAAAUGUACAGUGUUUUGUUUUGAUUUUAGACACUUUAUCUUUUCUUUUUUUACACCAACAUGACGACUUGGGUCAAAUUGUUUAAUACUGUGAAUAGGAUAAGAGUCAAGUGUUUUUCACACACAGACUGUUUGUGAAAGUAAUCGACCAGCUUGAAUCUACAAAAGGAAAGGUUUGCACUAUCCAAAUAUUGUUUGAAAAGCUAUUUUGUAUAAAGCAUAUGCAGACAUUAACUUUUCAGAAUUAUCAAGGGCAGAUCAUGUUUUACUGGUAUAUGCUUUCUCUAAAAAAAAAAAGGUUUUGCGUAAUUAAAAAAAUGAAUGUGUAUUAUAUAUAUAUAAUUCAUUGUAAAGAAAUGUGGUGUAUUUGUCUCCAAAUACGUUUUUCAAUACCGAGCCCUCUGUAUUAUUUCUCCUCUGUAGUGUGGUUCCUGUUGAUCUUUUCCUCCGUUGAUUAAAGGUCGAACUGUA